Brassica rapa (field mustard) is the source of this 2132-nucleotide messenger RNA. RefSeq lists its product as uncharacterized. Gene Ontology annotation, biological process: regulation of gene expression. Gene Ontology annotation, cellular component: peroxisome. The record is from RefSeq and is a predicted model, not a curated record. Lineage: Eukaryota; Viridiplantae; Streptophyta; Magnoliopsida; Brassicales; Brassicaceae.
UAGCCCAAUAGAAAACACAUGGGCCUUUCUAUGAAUAUAUAUAUAUAGGAUUGACGCAGAGGAGGAGGGUUUUCCUAUUUUCUUGUUCGCAGAGUAGAAACCAUGUCCACAAGCACCGACGAAACGAUGGACAGACUUUUCCCCAAGCCUCAGAGAAAAGAGAUGUUGCGUUCCACGUAUGUUAUGUUUGACGCCGAGGAUUUCUCAAUCCCUAAUCCUCAUUUGCUUAAAGAGAAUAUCUUAACAGCUAUUAAGAAAGAAGGUUAUCGUGGGCGGAUUAAUAUCAAGGGUUACUUUGGUGACAAGAAAACCAUCCCCCAAGAAUUGCUUGACAAGUAUUUGGAAGCCGAAAUUUAUUCCAAAAUAUUUGAAGGGGAUAGAGUUGCUCGAAUGAACAUGAUGUUAGUGGAGCUUCUUUUCUGGGCAAUGUCCCAUUAUCCUCAUGGAACAAAUGUGCUCAUAAUCACUAAAAACCAAAACAUCCUAGAACGUCACAAGGUCUGGAAUGUUAUUGAACGUUUGGUAGAGAGAGAUUUCUAUUUUGCCAUUGAACAUCCUGAUACCUUCUUUCCCCCAACGAGCCCAACAUGCGCUUAAAGUUCCAUAUGUGGUCUUAGCGGAAGAGGAGACGGGUCGCCGCGGUGCUUAGCUGCUGUUUGUGAUGAACUGUCAUUAAAUUUUUUUUUUUUGAAAAAUUAUUUGCUUUUAUUGUUCUUAUAUAUAUGGUGCUUCCACAUAUUUAUCUCCUAUGUUUUCUAUUUUUUCAUCUUUUAUGAAAAUCCAGAAAAUGAUUUCUUGAUUUGUAAAACAAUUCUAUCGUUAUUGAAUACGCAAAUACCUUUUGAGAUUUUUUUUUUCAGAGACAAUCUUCUCUAUUAUAAUUGUCUAAUAGCAAUUAUGUAUUUUGGCAAGAAAACAUAGUUUUAUAGUUUUAUCGGAACACACGGUUCUUUGGGGAAAUCACCAUUUUACAGUUUCAAUGGAAAACAUAAUUUCACAAUUUUGACGAUAAAUAGACAACCCAUUACGAUUGGAUAAAUAGACAACCCAUAUAAAAAAUUUGUCCUCCGAACCAGCCCACUGACAUAUAUAUGGAGGGGGAGAUUGGAUAAAUAGACGAAGACAAGGAGAGUUACAAGUAACCAACCACAGAGCAAACCCUAGCUAGAUCGACGAAAGCAUGUCUUUCCCGCAGCCUUUCGACAUGGUUAUGGUCGAAGGCACGACUGAUCCGCGGUUUACCGAGAUGAUGUCUGAUCCGCAGUUUACCUACAAACCCGUGCCUACGCCGGUGGUAAUAUACGAAAACGCUAAGACAUCAGUCUUUUGGGACAUGGCUGGUUACCCUAUUCCUAAUGGUGUCGACCCUGUAUUGUUUUGUGGCGUUAUGAAAAACGCUCUUGUAAAGCAGGGUUAUAAAGGGGAGUUGUCGAUCUAUCUUUACGUUGAUACUGGUGAACUGCUACCUAAUGGUCUCGAGACCUGUGUCGAAUUCGAUUUCUUACCCGAAGGUGAUGACUAUGCGAGAAUAUCUUCGAUACUAGUGGACAUAUCAUUUUGGGCACUGUCAUAUCCUUACUCAAAUAUUAUUGUCCUCUCCAGAAACAUCGUUAAAGGCACGAUUGUAGCUUUCGAAAGCUUGUAUAAUACACAUGGUCUUCUCUUAUCCAAAACUGAACCGGAUUGGCUGGUUCCUGGUGAAAGUUCAACCUUGUUUCUUACAAGCCUUUUUGAAGACCCUACCGGAGGCCAGUUGUCGGCAAGCUCUCAAAAACAAAGUAAAAUCCUGGGUGGAGGAGGAACAAGCUCACAAGGAGCGAAAAGGGUAGGCUAGACAUAAGAUGUCAACCAAGGUAGAGAGCAAAGAGGUUGAAGCCAGACCAGUCUCAUAUAUAUGACCCGUCUGUAACAGAGGAGGCCAUUGCAGCUGCUGCAGUAUUGCAACUUGUGCUUGUGUGUUCUAGAUCCAAAACUACCAUAUCUUUCUUAUAAUUCUGGAUUUGACAUUAUUUCUGAGUAGAUUGUUAUCUCAGAACACGGUUAUAAAUCUGUGUUUUUUUUUUAAUGAUUUUCUGGUGUAAUAUAAUGUGUCUAAUGCACACAUGGUUAACGAUCAUUGAGUUUGCUGUUUC